AUGCGCGACGCACAACAAUCGGACCCACCAUCCCCCGACGAGCAGGAACCACGGUCGGAUACCGAGGCACAAUCACAGCAGAGCGACGAGCAACAAUCACUGUCGGACAAGGCGCGGCAAUCGCCCUCGGACGAAGCUUCGCAAUACGACCAGGAUGACGGUGAAGAUACACGCUCGGAUGUAGAGGAGGGAUACUGCGAAGCCGUUGUUCGAGCAACAGGCCGGAGAGAAGACUGGGUGCUGGCCCUGGACGAGUUCCGAGAGGCAUGGAGGAAAUCAACAGAUGCACGCGGCGGGGCAAUCAGAGCACCGGACAUGAUGCGACACUUGGACGCGGACUCGUUCUGUGUGUUGGAAUUGAUGAUCAAGAGGACGGUCCAUGCCAGAGUACCGGGGGUAAUGAGACACUUUGACCGCUCUGAGUUCUGGCGAUUGAGUCAAUUGGACAUGUGGGGGCUGUUUGGGAAAGAUGGAAACACCUUGACCUUUUUGCAGCUUUUGCAGAACAACUUGUACAGGCAUUGUCGGAGCGCAGAAGAGGCUGUCGGCUUUUUGAAGCAAGCCCGCGAGUCACGCAUCAAGGGCGAGACGAAAGUUAGCAACCGAGCUCGGAAUAUGGAGUGGACACCGACGGAUGCGAAGGGCGCGGUCGAGCUGGCCAAGGCCAAGAAUGGAUCGAUUGCUGAUCCACCGACACCGCCGACUAGGCUUUCGAGCAAGAAACGCCCAAAGACGCCCUCUGCACAGACACGGCCGAAGGCGCAUACUGCGCGGGGCCAUCUGCGAAACAUGGAGGACAACGACGACGACUCCUUACUGUUCUCCUCGUCUCCGCCUGCAUCUCCUCCUGCAUCAGCCAGCGAGUCCGAAUCAGGUGACUCGUCCGACCCAAGCGAAGCUCGGACGCCGGAGAAGGGGCGCAAUGCGCGCGCGGCUGCCUUGCGCAAUGACCACUCGCUGCUUGGCGACGCUGCACCUCCAGACUUCGACGUCGACCGUUCCUCCGUCUUCACACCCACAUCCGCACCCACUUUGCCUCGCCAGCAACAUCACCGCCGCCGCCUACGAUUUCCCAACAGUAUCGCAGGCACCAGUCAGAGAUUUUCACGCGCAGGCAACCGCCCGAGCCCUUCGCCCGCCGACGACGGCAUCUUAUCGGGCGCCCAGCUGCACGACGACGACGACGCAACCAAUGCACCCACGCAGCACGAUUUCUUCGACAUUCAUGACGACCCGAUAGGAUUUCAGCUCGACACUCCCAUCUCGCAGUCACCGGUGACCACCGCCCAUCGCGAAACCCCUUCCUUGCCUGAUCGCGUCUCACGUGACGAUCCACACACGACUUCCGCCAGCAAAGAAGACAUGGGCAAGCGCCGAGGCCCCUCCACACCCUCCUUCGCUCCGAUCGCGGCCAAGAAGCAGCGUACUGGCAGCGCGCAAGUCGAGAAUGCCACGUUCGACCCAGACCAGUUCGACAUUACUCUUGAUGUCCUCGACACUUUCGUUGAUCGUAUUACCCAUGGCACCAUCGCCUUUUCCACCCAUGGAAGCAUUCAAGAGGCCGUUGAAGUAAUUCGGGAAUACCGUGCAGAGAGAGAGAAUGAUUCCGGCGAUGACUGCGAGGACAGACGAUGCUUCAUGAUGGUGGUGACUUUCCGCGCGCCAGAUGGCACAGACUCCGCCUUGUUAGUCUGGAUCGACUGGAGGGCGCAGUCUACAAUACUUUGCUCGCCCCUCGGGUAUCAUGCCAUGUUCCAGGACAUCACCGAUGCUGCCGGGAUGAAAAAUAUUUACAAAGUGCACCCUCGCGACGGUUGGGAUGAUGAGUCUCGCAUCAAGGCGUCCAUCAACAAUGCCUUCAUUGCGUCCAUUGCGGGUCAUCUUGUCGUCGGAUCCUCGAAGCCUGCCCCCACCUCGAUUGCUUCCCUGCCGCUUUGGUCGUACCUCAUUCACCGUACCACGCAGCCGGACGCCCCACGCACUGGGCAAGCAGUGGUAUUUCCAAGCAAAGCCAGCGUCCAGGCUGCGGCCCACGAUGCUCUCGAAGACAAGCUGAAGUGCAACCCGAAGUCUAAGAGGCCAUCGUCCGUUCUGGCUUCCGCUGUCUCUCUCUGUCACUCGCUCCUCGAGGAUCUCAAGGAAGCGUUCCGGACCACACAUACCUUGCAAGCCGAGGCUAUCACGAUCCGCAAACUCAUCGAGCAUAUACGCGAACCUGCUGAGCCAGAGCCGGCGGAAGCUGAGGGACUCCGUGCAACGAUCGAAGCUCUUCGCAAAGCCGCAGCCGGGGAUCCGACUCUUCAGUCUGUGCUUGAGGAGAAGGAAAGAGUGCUACGGGAUCUCCUCCAGCCACACGGCGAGGGUAGUCUGUCCGCACUGGACGAAGUCUACGACUCAAUGGGUAAUGCCAUCAUCGCCGCAUCCGAGGCUGCUGCGGACUUUACGCAGGCCCAGAAGGGCCUUGUCGAGGAAGCCGAUUCUGCUAUCACGGUCCUGACCGCUCUUCGUUCCAAGAUCAACGCCAGCAGCUAA
Lecanosticta acicola is the source of this 2532-nucleotide messenger RNA. The record is from the annotation of a GenBank genome assembly. NCBI's taxonomy places the organism in Eukaryota, Fungi, Ascomycota, Dothideomycetes, Mycosphaerellales, Mycosphaerellaceae.